This is a messenger RNA of Anarrhichthys ocellatus (wolf-eel), 1042 nucleotides long. RefSeq lists its product as uncharacterized. Lineage: Eukaryota; Metazoa; Chordata; Actinopteri; Perciformes; Anarhichadidae. The transcript is spliced from 2 exons. Bases 1 to 990 code for a protein of 329 amino acids. The record is from RefSeq and is a predicted model, not a curated record. Gene Ontology annotation, molecular function: nucleic acid binding.
AUGAAUAUUUUUUGUAACUGCACAUCUACUUUUUGUAGAACUGCAAGGCUGCCACAUGCAGGUGGAAGGAGAGCUAUAUUCACUCAGGAGCAAGAGACCGUUACAGUGGGCAUGGUCCUUCAAGAUAAUUUAAUACGACUCAGAGAAAUCCAGGAACGAGUGAUACAAGACAACACACACUUCCAGGGAAUCGACAGUGUGAGCAUUUCCACAAUUGACCGUGUCCUCCAUCGUAACAGGAUACGAAUGAAACAAGUAUACAGAGUACCUUUUGAGCGCAACUCACCAAGGGUGAAAGAACUGCGAGCUCAGUAUGUGCAAACAAUAUUUGACUUGGAAUCCUUGGACAGACCCCAUGAGUUAAUCUUUGUCGAUGAAGCAGGCUUCAAUCUAACAAAGAGGAGAAGGAGAGGCCGAAACGUGAUUGGACAGCGGGCCAUUGUUGAAGUCCCUGGUCAACGAGGUGGCAAUGUCACAAUCUGUGCUGCUAUCAGCAACCAUGGUGUUCUACAUCACCAUGUUACACUCGGGCCAUAUAACACCCAGCAUCUUCUAAGAUUUCUGGCCAAUCUAAGAGAUAUUUUAUUUGAGCAGCAGGGUCAAGAGCUAAAUGAGAAUCCCAUUCCCACCAAUGUGAUAGUGCUGGACAACGUCAGUUUCCACCGAGCUGCUCAGGUAAGGGAAUGGUUUAACAUCAAUGGUCAGUUUAUGACCUUGUACCUCUCUCCAUACUCGCCUUUCCUGAAUGCGAUUGAGGAGUUUUUCUCCUCAUGGAGAUGGAAAGUGUAUGAUAGACAACCCUACACCAGAGUAAAUCUGCUGCAAGCCAUGGAAUUAGCCUGUGGUGAUAUAGGUGAGGAAUCAUGUCAGGGCUGGAUACGGCACACAAGAGGCUUCUUCCCCCGUUGCCUCAGGAGAGAAAAUAUUGCUUGUGAUGUCGACGAAGUGCUCUGGCCUGACCCAGCCCAAAGACAAGAAGAAGCACAUUGAUGACAUGUUGACUCCUUUGAUUUUUGUCCCUUUUACUGUAGUAUUAUAUACU